UGGACCACUUUGAGGAGGUAUCCAUUGACAUUCUUUUCCGCAUGCAUGCGAUGCAGGUUCAUAGUUCAUAGUCGUGUGCUGGUUCUGUUGCAGCGAUUGAGCAGCAACAUCACAUCACAAGCACACAUAACAGAUGGAUUCACAGUUUUCAUCCUCGAGUGCAUAGCCGAAUGGUGCAAUGCACCGAGGUAUGCAUCGUGCGACACGCAGCCCUGUCAACCCCCCAGCUAGGUCUGUCACUUUUCCGACAACUAAUGGCCAUGGUGGUAUGUACCCACACCAGAUCGACCACGACAUUCCACCUCAUCAUUGGUUGAGGCAGCAAGAAAUGUUUGAGUUUGGGACACCGUCGAGGGACAUGCCCUCGGAACAGAUGAUCGGGGAAGACAACACCGUGACAUGUGAUAUGUCUAAAGGCUUGGCACAAACGCUGCUCGAUAAAGUGUCGCAGCAAGAGGUGGUGAUCAACGCAUUGUUGGGCCAAUUGCAGCAAGCAAACGGACCGGUUGGAAUGUCUCGGCGGGUUUGUGUUGGCAGUUCGUCACGUCAACCUUGCACCACAUUGGAGGAUGAACAGCGACUCGAUAGCGGGAAUGUGCUGCACCGUAUGCCCACUGCAAAACGAACACGGAUGGAAUUCACAGCCGGUUGUUCGAGAGAUAUGUCUGAGAGGUCUUCAGCAGAAGAAGAGUCAUCGGGAGAUAAGCACGACGGGUUGGGCACUCAAUUUGACUUGCCGAGUGCAGACGAUGGUGGUGCAAGCAAAGAGAUGAAAGCAAGUCUCUACGAGAGGCAGGAGUUCCCGGCCGUGAAAGAUUUGCGCAAUGCAGUGGCCCAGCAUGUAGUCGAAAACUGCUAUGAGUUCGUUGUUGUGAAAUCCGACAACAAGCGGUACACGAUUAAAUGCAAGGAUGACAAGUGUAUGUGGCGUUUGCAUGGGUCCCAUGUAAGCGAUAGCCCGGUUUUUGUUGUGAAGGGCAUUGGUGAGCACACGUGCGGAGGCCUCACGAAGCUGUCAAACCGGCAAGCCACCAGCGCAUGGGUUGCGCAGAUGAUAGAGCCAAAAUUGCGAGACACGCCAGAUUACAAGCCGGUGGAGAUCAUGAAUGACCUGUUCCGCGAUCACGGAGUGAAAGUGAAGUACCGUUGUGCAUGGAAAGGGAAGGAGAUCGCAAAGGCAAGAAUUCUCGGAAGUGAUGACGACGGUUACCGGUACUUGCGGCAGUAUUGCAAGGAGGUGCAACGGUCAAAUCCAGGGAGUCUCGCGUUCAUGCAAACUGAGGAGGGAAACUCACGUUUCGAGUGCAUGUUCCUUGCGUUAGACGCAUGCAUAAGAGGUUUCCAACAUUGCAGACCCCUCAUAGGUCUUGACGGGACAUUCAUCAAGACCAGGUACAAAGGUUGUCUCAUGGGGGCAACAACAAUUGAUGCGCAAGGUCAACUUUUCCCUGUUGCCUUCGCACUCGUUGCUGGGGAGGAUGCAGACAACUGGUCCUGGUUCCUCAACCAUCUGAAAGGGACAUUUGAAUCGCGGGGAAUGGACACAUCUGUCAUCACGUUUCUAUCCGAUAGAGAGAAAGGACUUAUUCAAGUUGUGCAAAUUGUGUUUUAUGACUGCCCGCAUGGGUUUUGCAUGAAGCACAUUGCAGACAAUGUGGCGAAAAGGAACAGUGGACUGCUUUACUUGCCAUUGGUGUGGUCCGCUGCGAAAGCACCAACUUCUGUCGAAUUCAAUAGAAUUAUCUCUCGCAUGCAUGUCAUGGACAAGCAAACGACAACAUGGUUUUUGAAAACAUGCGAUCCCACACAUUGGAGCGACGCUUUCUUUGUGGGUCACCAUUACGGGCACUACACAUCAAACAUUGCAGAGUCUUUGAACGGUUGGAUUCGGUUGGAUUCUUGCAGCGCGCCAAAAACCAGCCAUGCACAUGUUUGAGCACAUGCGGCGGCAGCUCUGUGUGUGGUACCUCCAACGUCGAAGGCUUGCAGAUGGGAUCACGACCGCUCUCGUUCCGGGUGUAGAAGCAAG
Messenger RNA from Chara braunii, 2029 nucleotides. Lineage: Eukaryota; Viridiplantae; Streptophyta; Charophyceae; Charales; Characeae. The record is from the annotation of a GenBank genome assembly.